Messenger RNA from Colletotrichum graminicola M1.001, 303 nucleotides. RefSeq names its product ubiquitin family protein. The transcript is spliced from 2 exons. Gene Ontology annotation, biological process: protein sumoylation. The coding region runs from base 1 to 303 and encodes 100 amino acids. Gene Ontology annotation, molecular function: ubiquitin-like protein ligase binding; protein tag activity. Gene Ontology annotation, cellular component: nucleus; septin ring. The record is from RefSeq and is a predicted model, not a curated record. NCBI's taxonomy places the organism in Eukaryota, Fungi, Ascomycota, Sordariomycetes, Glomerellales, Glomerellaceae.
AUGUCUGGCGAACACGAGAACGGCAGCCCUUCUGCCGGUGGCCAAGACGCUGCGCCUGCAGUCGAACACUUGAACAUUAAGGUCACCGACAACAACAACGAAGUCUUCUUCAAGAUCAAACGCUCUACCAAACUUGACAAACUCAUGACAGCCUUUUGCGAGAGACAAGGAAAGGCUAUGAAUUCCGUACGAUUCCUUUUCGAGGGCCAACGUGUGCAGCCCACAGAUACCCCGGACACGCUCGAGAUGGCGGAUGGAGAUACUCUGGAGGUGCACCAGGAACAGGUCGGUGGCUCUUUCUAG